UGAAUGCCAUCGCACUUACUCCGUACACCACCCAUAUUCCCAUGUCACAAACGUGGGGUUCCCCUUCCCAAGACGGGCAAAGCCCAAGGCGAAAGCGGAGCUUGCUUUGCUUGGAAGGGGUUUAGGUGCCAUGGCGUUGUUGGUCCUUCGGGUGUGUGCGGUGAAGGUACAGUACAGUAGCGCCGGGCCUGCGGUAGCCUGCGGUAUUGGCGGUCCUCCGCGGUCUGGAGCCAACUGGACCCUCUUUCUCAGAACGCCAUCUGGGACGGAAUGGCGUCCAAACAGGCCACACCGACGACAGUGCGCCGGGAGGAGGGGGGCUAACGGUGACCAGAGACCAGAGGUUUCGAGUCAGAAGUUGAAGGAGGUCCGUUUCAGCGAUUUUCGAAGAUCAACAUGGUACUGUUUGCACUCAUUCAAUGAUUGUGACUGUUGGGCUCUCAGUAAGGCAUGUACUCGCCCAGUGGCUGCGAGACAGGUGGUUGGUUAUCAGCCGGUCUGCCCAAUUACUCCGAUGGUACCCGUGGACCCUGACGUGGUACCUGGCGGGCUUGCACUACCUUGGCUGCCCGAACUCUCGUAGAAAGCGAGAAACAGGAUUAUGCUUGAUAGGCUUAAAUGUACGCCGUAAAUCAGGACAUUGUGUGGAUCACGGUGGCGGACGGCUUUUGACUUGAAUAGUGUCCUUGUGACGCUAUUGAACUAUGGAACUGGUGGGAAAUCAAUGAAAAGGGAAACCCGCGGUAAUGGCGGCAUAGUACACGAUCGAGGAGGGUAUGUGCUUGCAAUCCCGUGGAACGCCCCAAUCCAAAAGAAAAGCAGACGGCAACAAACAGAUAAGAAAUGUACUUUGAGUCAAUGAAACCCGU
Colletotrichum acutatum is the source of this 869-nucleotide messenger RNA. RefSeq lists its product as uncharacterized. NCBI's taxonomy places the organism in Eukaryota, Fungi, Ascomycota, Sordariomycetes, Glomerellales, Glomerellaceae. The coding region runs from base 131 to 583 and encodes 150 amino acids. The record is from RefSeq and is a predicted model, not a curated record. The transcript has a single exon.